Molecule: messenger RNA, 793 nt
Organism: Lactuca sativa (garden lettuce)
Lineage: Eukaryota; Viridiplantae; Streptophyta; Magnoliopsida; Asterales; Asteraceae
Source: RefSeq, a predicted model, not a curated record
UGCCCUUACUUUUCACACACCAAACUUCUCCAUUCUCCGGGCAUCAUAACGUCACGAUCUCCAGCGCUCCCUCGUAUCUCCGCACACAUCUCCUUCUCCGGCGCUCCCGAUCGAACAAGGGCAACAUAGCCGCCAGCACCACUCGUAUCGGGCAGCCUUUUCAUCGCCGCCAUCUACGACUACAGACACCUUUCUGAUUAAGUGAUUUAAAAUCGCCAUUUUGAUCGACACAAAGCUUCUGUAAUUCACCCUUCAAUCUUCCCCAAUGAGCGCUGGAGGAGCGUUUGGAGGGAACAGAGGAGCACGACCAGUACCACCAGAGAAAGGAGUUUUUCCAUUGGACCAUAUGCACUUAUGUGACCUGGAGAAGAAAGAAUAUAUAAGUUGUCUCAAAACAUCAGGGCAUAAAUCCGAGAUAUGUAGACACCUUUCAAAGAAAUACUUGGAAUGCCGAAUGGAAAAGAAUUUGAUGGCAAGGCAAGACAUGUCGGAACUUGGUUUUGGGAAGGAAGACAUCUCAGAAGUGACUAAAGAGAAAAACGAAGAUGGGAGGAUAAAAAGCUGAAUUUCCCAAUGCUACAAAGAAAUUAGGUCGACUCAAAAGCGCAAAUAUCUUGUCUAUGAUUCAUAAGUGAUCCUAUAUUAACUAAAUUUUGAUUGGUAAUAAUGGUGGGAAGCUUCUAUGAGUAUCCAAUUUUGAAUAUUCUUGCUCGAGUUUUCACUCAAGUUCUCUGGAUGAUUUGUAUACUUUUUUCAAUGAGGGUUAAAUGUAUGAGAUAGCAAGGUACUUUUA